Molecule: messenger RNA, 392 nt
Organism: Neopelma chrysocephalum (saffron-crested tyrant-manakin)
Lineage: Eukaryota; Metazoa; Chordata; Aves; Passeriformes; Pipridae
Product: myosin-1B-like
Exons: 2
Source: RefSeq, a predicted model, not a curated record
UCUGAGGAAGACCGGAAGAAUGUUCUCAGGCUGCAGGAUCUGGUGGACAAGCUGCAAAUGAAGGUGAAAUCCUACAAGAGACAGGCUGAGGAGGCUGAGGAGCUCUCCAAUGUCAACCUCUCCAAGUUCCGCAAGAUCCAGCACGAGCUGGAGGAAGCCGAGGAACGGGCUGACAUUGCAGAGUCACAGGUCAACAAGCUCCGAGUGAAGAGCCGGGAAAUUGGCAAGAGGGCAGAAAGUGAAGAGUAAAUGACGCCAGUGCUGUAAAGUGAGAGAGUUGCAAAAAUGUGACAUUCUAUCACUUUUAUUUUGUAAUCACUGCUUAGUCCUUCAUCAAUAUCUAGAUAAUUAAUGCCUAGAAAAUAAAAAUUGUAGAGCUUUUCCCAUUUAAA